AUCUCCUAUAAAUAGUGCAGGGCGAUCGAGAUAAACCUACUGAGAAUCAAGGUAGGUGAUGGAGGCAGAGAAAGGGAAGCAGGAGGAGAGAUCUAGGUUUAAGAGGAUUUGUGUCUUCUGUGGAAGUCAACCGGGGAAGAAGACAAGCUACCAGCAGGCUGCCGUGGAGCUCGGAAAUGAAUUGGUGAAGAGUGGCAUUGAUUUGGUGUACGGAGGAGGGAGCAUUGGAUUGAUGGGGCUUCUUUCUCAUGCAGUGCAUGAUGGUGGUCGUCAUGUUCUAGGGGUGACCACGAGUUCUUUGUUGCCAAGCGAGUUAGCCGAUCAGGCUGUUGGAGAAGUGCUGACUGUGACCGAUCGGCAUGAACGAAAAGCCGAGAUGGCGCGCCGGGCAGAUGCCUUCAUUGCACUCCCUGGUGGAUAUGGAACGCUCGAAGAACUUCUUGAAGUCAUUACAUGGGCUCAGUUAGGGAUUCACAAGAAACCGGUCGGGCUGCUAAAUGUGGAAGGUUUCUAUGAUUCUCUACUGUUGUUUAUCGACAUGGCCGUCGCGGAAGGGUUCAUAAGCGAGGCUGCUCGGCACAUCAUCAUCUCCGCUCCGUCGGCGAAGGAGCUCGUCGGAAAGUUAGAGGAUUACACUCCUCAGUAUGAAAUAAACUUGGUUUGGGAUGAUGCUGAUGACCAGCCACUGAAACUCACCCUUUGAGAUACAAACUCUAUUGGAUCAAUCAUCUAGUUUUGCUCUAGCCUGUUUGGUUAUGUAUACACAUGAGUCAACAAUAUGGGAAUAAACUAUUUUGGGAGCUUGUUAGGUUUGAGGAUCUAUACAUGAAAGCGAUAUGAACACAGAAUGUCAUGUUUCCAGCUUUAAUUAUGGAGUGUUUG
Messenger RNA from Zingiber officinale, 882 nucleotides. RefSeq names its product cytokinin riboside 5'-monophosphate phosphoribohydrolase LOG-like. Gene Ontology annotation, cellular component: cytosol; nucleus. NCBI's taxonomy places the organism in Eukaryota, Viridiplantae, Streptophyta, Magnoliopsida, Zingiberales, Zingiberaceae. Gene Ontology annotation, molecular function: hydrolase activity, hydrolyzing N-glycosyl compounds. Gene Ontology annotation, biological process: cytokinin biosynthetic process. The transcript has 7 exons. Bases 59 to 703 code for a protein of 214 amino acids. The record is from RefSeq and is a predicted model, not a curated record.